Danio aesculapii is the source of this 999-nucleotide messenger RNA. It is a transcript of the gene srxn1, whose product is annotated as sulfiredoxin 1 homolog (S. cerevisiae). The coding region runs from base 63 to 485 and encodes 140 amino acids. NCBI's taxonomy places the organism in Eukaryota, Metazoa, Chordata, Actinopteri, Cypriniformes, Danionidae. Gene Ontology annotation, cellular component: cytoplasm. Gene Ontology annotation, biological process: cellular response to oxidative stress. Gene Ontology annotation, molecular function: sulfiredoxin activity. The record is from RefSeq and is a predicted model, not a curated record. The transcript is spliced from 2 exons.
CAGAAAAAUAGAAGAAGAGAACACCUCCCUUCUGUCUCAGUUUUCUUUUAAAACUAUUGCUAAUGUUUCAAACUCUAAACGGUGAUUUCCGAAAGUUAAUCGUAAAUCCACUCCGUAUUCAUAUGCGAAACAUGGGCAGUUUAAGCAGCGAAAACCGCUCCAUUCAUUCAGACAACAUCCAUGACGUCCAUAAUAUCCCGAUGGAUGUUAUUAUACGACCCAUUCCGCCUGUUCUGGACGAGCAGAAGGUCCAAAGCCUCAUGACGAGCAUACAGGAAUGCUCAGAUAUCUCUGUUGUUCCUCCGAUAGACGUGCUUUGGAUCACUGGAGAAAAAGGGGGCAAUUAUUAUUAUUCUUUCGGAGGUUGCCAUCGAUUUGCUGCCUAUCAGAGGUUAAAGAUGAAAUCCAUACCUGCCAAGAUCAUCAAAUCUAACAUUUCAGACCUGCGCACUUACCUGGGAGCAUCAACGCCAAAUCUACAGUGACAUUACUGUGACUUUUCUUUUUUGAACCCAUUAUUUGAAUCAUCCAAAACUGUAAAUGACAUUUUUGACACUAUUUAUAUUCCUUUGUCAACUUUUGCUUGGUUACUGUGGGAUUUUCCCAAGUCACAAUGACUAAACAAUCUCAUUUUGUGUCCGUUUUUAUCAUGACCAGUAGAUGGCAGCAUUAAAUAGCACUUUUUCCCCUUUUUUUUCUGAACCAGUCAUUAAACUUUAUUCUGGAGGGUUUAUGUCCUGCAGAGUUUAGUUCCAACCCCAAAUAAACACACAUGAACCAUCAAAUAAAGCUCUUACUUGGCAUACUAGAAAUGUCCUGGCAGAUGUGUCGAGGCAAGUUGGAGCUGAACUCUUUUGCACAUCAUCCCCCCAGGACGAUUUUAAGCACCCCUGGUCUAAACACUUUAGAUUGAACUAAUAGGCCAAUUAAUUUGAAAUGUAUUCAUCAACACAAUAGUUUGUUUUCACAAUGUUUUCAGUUCUUUGGUUUCUGUUAAUA